AUUUGCUGAUUUAGUCCAUUUCAAUUUACAUUCAUUAUGGCUGAUACAACGGAAACCGGUAAUGAUGCGAACUGCCUGGAGAAAUUUAAGAGUUACGUGAAGACCAGAAAAGGGACCAUUCUUGCCUCAGAAAUACUCAUCAGUUUCAUCAUCAUCAUCUUAUAUGCCUCUUCCACUUAUGGAAGCUACUCAGCAGUGGCCAUCACUGAGAUGGUCAUUGCCAUCAUCUUCUUUGGUGUUUUCAUGAUGGAAAUGGACAAGCAAUUCCUGAUGAUCAACUGGCUCUGGAGUGAUCUUUUCCGUGCUGCUAUUGGUACCGUUCUUUACAUCAUCACUUCCCUGGUCUGUGUAAUUGGUGGAACAGGGGACGGUGCCCGUAUUGCAGGGGGGGUGUUUGGCAUACUAGCUAGUAUUCUAUUUGCAUAUGAUACCUACACCAUCUACCUGGAGGUCAAGAGCACCGGGCAGCAUACAGCAGCUUCCACUGGUAACAUAGUGUAGACUUCAGAGAAACUGUACAUGGGAAAAGAAAAUCAACAAAAGAAGAGUGAAAGAAGUGGAGCCAAGUUUGGUGUUCAAAUGAUACAUUCAAUGACAGAUUUAAAACCAGAAAAGUAACAAUUGUUAGGUUCAGAGCACAGAAUUACACACUAGGGUUAAGCUUGAAAAGAACUACAGCAUUGAUAUCUGAUCA
Osmerus eperlanus (European smelt) is the source of this 694-nucleotide messenger RNA. It is a transcript of the gene plp2b, whose product is annotated as proteolipid protein 2b. Bases 37 to 501 code for a protein of 154 amino acids. Lineage: Eukaryota; Metazoa; Chordata; Actinopteri; Osmeriformes; Osmeridae. The transcript is spliced from 5 exons. The record is from RefSeq and is a predicted model, not a curated record. Gene Ontology annotation, cellular component: membrane.